ACUGCUGGUGCUUCAUGCUGAAAGUGAGAAGCUGGGAGUCGGACAUUAGUCUGACUGGGUCUCCGCGUCACAAGCUAGAAGGGUCGUGUUUCACCGCUACUUUCCAACUAUCUUCAAAUUGUAAACCCGCCUUAACUCGCGCGGCUAGAAUGCUGGACCAUUGCGGACUCUCUGCACGGUUUCUUUUACAAGUAUCUGCUGACUGACAGCUUCAGUUUUUCAACUACUGCGGCUGGAGUGAGAACAAAGGAAGCGUUCGCGGCGGAGAUGUGUAAAUCACGAACGGCAUCGUUAUGACUCUGUCGACAAAAAGCUAAACUUUGGAAUUACGCCACUCCACUGUGGAUGGAACUUUAAGAAUUACGGUUUGACUUCACUUCCAUCGGAAAAUGGCAGUAUACUUUCUUUGUGUCGCCUGGUUUUUUGCAUCAACUCCUACUCUGGCACAGAACUUCAACUUCGUUCCACCAUGGGAACAGAUCGGUUCUGUGAUUGGUCCAGUCCCUGAGUACAGGCCCCUCUGUGAGUUAGUUAUUCUGCCAUCCACAAUGCUGGAAAUGAACGAGGGCGAAACUUUGUUCCUAAACUGCAAGGCAAACUGUAGAGAAUUAACCCGAUCAUUACACUGGGAGGAUAAUGCCGGAAGACGAGUACCGGAAGUGCAGCCUGCUUCUCGGAGGUAUAGCAAUGGAGCAAGAUAUUGGCUUGGCUUUCUUCGGUUGGAGAUUGGAAAUCUGCAACCAAAACAUGAGGGAAACUAUCUAUGCAAAGGAUACUUCGCUGGAAACUGGAUAAUACGUACAACGUACUUAAAAAUAAAGCCUCGCUACCCAGCAACCACAGUUACACCAGGCCCAACAACUACAACUACGACGACAACGACGACCCCUGCGCCAACGACUACAAUGUCCACGACAACCUCAACAAGUUCCUCGACGCCCUCCACUUCAGCACAAUCACCAACUUUCACAUCCUCGACAACAACAACUUCUGAAGUAACAACAGCUACACAGGCUUUAGCUGUUGCUGAUCGAAUCCUCGUGGGUUCGUCAACUUCUUCGGAUUCUUUCACAUCGGGAUCAUCUGAAGCCACGUCAUCGGCAGAGCCACGGGACGGUCUUCCUUCGCAAGAUUCCACAAGAAAUCCUACACAGAGCAACACAGAAAUUGACGUUACGCCGUUUGGUAAUUUGGCAACAGCUGCUGAAGGCCUGGCGUCUGAGGAGCCGUUGCCUGUAGCUACUUUACCAAAUCCAUCACCCUCCGAAACUUCCCCAACGGAUUUAUCCUUGCAAAAUUCGUCAAUAUUUGACACACGCGAAAGGACACCCGAUGAAUCUCCAUCACCCAUGUUAUCAGACGAUACGUCUGUAUUGGAAACAUCAGCAGAAGAGUCAGCUACGGAAAUCCCACAGCUUGAGAUUUCUUUCGCUACAACAGCCACAGUAUCUACCGAAUUAACCGAGAUACAGUCUAGGGAGGUGGUGGACACUGGCUCGGACGCUAACUCAAGCAGAUCCCUCCUUGAGAGCGUUGACACAGAUUUAGAAGAGAGUGACGUUAAUCUAGAAGAAAAUAUACGAACUGAGAUUAUAAAUGAAUCCAUCCAGAAUGCGCGCACUGGUGUUGUCAAUGUCAUACCAGACUUUGCAGCUGUCCCAAUCAACCAACGAAGGAAAAGAGACAGUAACUCUCCGGUGGCCAUUGAAAACAAGGUUACUGCGGAAAGGGUGGAUCUGAGAAAUGCUUCGGAAAGUACCGCUCAUAACGGUUCCAUGAUUUUUGACGAUGCGAUUUAUGCCUGUUCUGGAUUUGGCCCAACGGCCAUAGCGACUAUUGCAAUCUUAGGUGCCUUUUGUCUGAUACUGAUCUAUGCUUUUAUACUAGUCUUGUGCUUGCCACGCAUCCGGCGAAAGAAGACUGUCCAAAUUUCAGAGAAAAAAUUGGAAGAGGGGGAAGGUGAAGGGAUCGAAAUUAAGGAAAAACCUGAAAGUGUUCCACCUGGUCCCAACGGUAGAAUUAGCCAUUGCGAAGACACUUUGACAACGGUUGACAUUAAUAACACUGAACGUAAUGCGGACGAAGCAGCGGCUGCGACAAACGAAGAUAGCAAGAACGAACCCAUGGGAUUGGCUGAGGCUGAGACACACAACAAUCCCGAGGAGGUUCAGCCAAACGUAAAUACUACAGACGAAAUUGUGGAGGAGAACAAAGAAACACCAGCAGAAGAAAGCGAGCCCGUAAAACCCAUCUUGCCACCGCCACCUCCCCCUGCACCCCAUCAUGACCAUGGGCUACAAGAAGAUAAGGAGGUAAACGAGGAUCCCGUGGAAACACGUCCUGUUGGAGAGAUUACCCCAGAGACAAGUCCUCAGAAGGAGCCUUCACCACCCCCCACUUCAUCUCAUGGCGAGCAUAUUGAGCUAGAUGUCAGCCCACAGCAACACGUCCCUGUUUUUGAUGAACUGGAACCUCAGGAGAUGAUUGUCAAGGAAAGCAUUGUAAAUGGCGCUAACGUAGAGCUGGAAGAUAAAUCCGUGGACACUGUAGAGCUAGAGUCUCAGGAUAUCGAGGAACCUUUUGAUACCACUCCACCAAUGAUCAGUCCGGAAGGGGAGGAGCCACCAGUUGAGAGGCUAUCUCCUGUGGCAGUACCGCCGGAGGUUAAAGGCAGUCCACUUGCAGAUGAAAGGCUCAGCAAUGGUGUGGAGAUGUCUUAUAACGAACAGGAUUUGGCUCCAGAGAGAGAUGAAAUGACCAAGUCGAUUGAAGACUUGCCCCCGCCUCCACCUAUUCCUCCCCACCGUACGCCUCCACCACCCCCACCCCAUGCUGAUGAGAUGAACGCGGGCUUAGAGGCACCGGAUGUAGUGUCAUCGAAUGUCACUGCCGUGUGAGCUGGAGCAAAGCCUGCAGAAGACACUCAAAUAAGUGUCGUAAAUGCCGAUGCUAUGCAUAAUGACGAUGUGAUGAACAAGUGCCACGCAGUAUUGGCAAAACUACCACCACAGUUGUCGCAAAAUAAAAUGGCAUGCCAUUAACCAGGUGUGACGUGGCAAUUAUUGUUAUAUGGUGGUGAAGACAACUUCCUUCGAAAGUGUCGGAGACAGGUUUACAUCUGUGUCAUACUUGGGACCAGGCUUGAUCAGCUUGAUUGGGAUGGACUAGACCUGUGUAUUCUGACUAGGCUUACCAUCAGUUUCAAUGGGAUGACAUUCAUCAUGAAUUCAAAUUCUGGAGUGCCUUAUUUUAACGGGUCUAAUGGUGUCCAGGCAUGGCCAUUUGCAUGGUGUUGCGUUGUCUCAACUUAAUCAACUUUUUGAUCUGAAACAGACUUGCAAACAAAUCUACGACAAAAGAUGAUAAGGAUUCUAACUGUGAAAUAACCUCAAUGACUGGUAUUCCAUGGUUACUGGAUGUAACGGCCUUGUUUACUGCCAAUUUUUUUUUAUAAGUGCCUUCUAAAGGGAUGCAUUGAGCUCUUUCUUAUGGUCUCAAGGCAUUGAUUAUACGCCGUAGAAGAAAAACUGUACACAAACACAAUAUGAUCUUAAACUUUUAUAUUAGAAAUAUGUAACUUUAUUUAUGCCAACAAAAGAAAUUGUGUUGAUAUUAAUUUUAUUUCAUAUAUUUAGGGAAAAGUGUUUUAUAUCAGUCAAAGUUUUUCCUUAUAUAAGUGUAUUAUUUCAUUGUUUAAAACAUAUUCAUAUGCUGCAAUGAUAUACGAUUUUAUAGCCAAUGCCAUCUGGCAUUAGGAAACCCGCUGCAAGUAUAUUAAAACGUGAGAGAUAUGAAGAAGAACAGGUUAUACUGAUAACCUGUAAACUGUCAACUGUUUGUCGAAGGACGUGAAAAUUCUGCUUUUACGAUGUUUUGCCGUUUUCGAUCUAUGGGCUCUCAAACUGUGACAAUUUGACAUAAAUUUUAUUAUGAUGUUUUCUGUAGCUAUUUGGAAUUUGCUUUUACUUCUGCUGGUAGAGUGGUAGUUUUCGUAUCAGGAAAUGCAGGUACAAGUACAGAGAGUAAAUCCUUCUACCAUAACAUCAGUUAGAGUUAGGGUCGCUAAUCCAUAAUGACAAUUUUAUUAUUGGUUUUAAAAAAUCUUUAAAUUCUUUGCAGGGUUUUUAUUUUGCUCAAACAUAAAUAUUGUGCAUUGGCUUAUGUAAACCACAGUAGUUAAUUAUUCAUUUUGUUCUCCUUGUUUGUGUCAGUGUGCUUUGUAAAUUUUUCUAUUUUUUAUUGAAACAAAGAAGAAAAGAAUUGAAUUGAUUGAUAUGCUCAUGUACAUGUAGUCCCGCCGGUACAUAUAUGUUGUUAAUAAUACUUUGGUAGUGUUAUUAAGUUCAGUUAUACCUAUGUAUAUAUUUUGACGUGUGUGGAUACAGACUAAUUAAUAACGCAUAUCUUGACAUAUCUUAAUGUCACCAUAAUUACCAGGUCAUCGUAUUGCAAUGUUUAAGAAUAUAUCUGAUUUAGAUACGUAAAGACGGACUGUAUUGCAUUCAAUGAUUUUCCAUUUUAUUUUCUUAAGUAUAGCGAAAAAAUGUGUGCAUGUUGUGUCUUUGUUAAACUUUAAAUACAUGUCCGUAUAAUCCAUCACCAAAUGUUAUUCUUGCCUUUCCGCGACAAUUCGAACUUCUCGUCCCUUUGGCGUAUUUCUUUUGCUAUGCAAGACACGUCAGUACACUCCCAUUAGAUGCAUAACUAGACACUUUCUGAGACAGGGUGUGAUGGUCAAUGUAUGAUUCCAAUCAUUGUUAGACAUUCUUUAUUUUCAGUCUUGAGUAUUUUUUUUUUUAUUCACCAAGGUUGAUUCGCACAAGCAUAUUGCUCACAACAUCAUGCAUAGUAUCGGCUUCCUUCUAGUUAUCAUAAUGUUUAUGUAUAAUCAUUCGGACAUGGUUUUGAUACUUCCAGUGGCCACAAAAUUCCUGGAUGCGCUUUGUACAUUACAGAGUGUUUGUUAGACACCGUCAAUGUUGUCUUCCGUAGACAUAGCACGAAAGGUCUUAUUUUCCGAAUGCUGCCAACCGUUCUCUAGAUUUUUCCGUUAGACAGUCAUAAAAUCUCUGGAAAUUGCCAAACCUUCUGCUUGUGGGCAUUACCAAAUAUACGGUCUGUAUGUUGUCAGAUGUUUAGUUUGUUGUCCUUGCCAAAGGUUAAGACUCAGGACGUUGCCAUGCCAAGUCCAAGUCUUAUUUACAAGUCAUUUUGAAGCUGCAUACUGUAACUUGGGUGAAAUUGUACUACCACAGCAUAGAAUCAGCGAUCGAUUUCCAUGCAUGACAUGGAUCCAUUUUGACUUUUGCAAAAGUUUCAGAUUGUUUGUUACGCUAUGCAUAGGUUACAACUGUGGUGUUGCUGUGAAGAGGUUACAAAUGUUGGCGUUACUAUGAAGAGGUGACAAAUGUUGGCGUUGCUAUGCAAAGGUUACAACUGUUGGCGUUGCUAUGCACAUGUUACAACUGUUGGUGUUGCUAUCCAUACGUUACAACUGUUGGUGUUGCUAUGCAUACGCUACAGCUGUUGGUGUUGCUAUGCAUACGCUACAGCUGUUGGUGUUGCUAUGCAUACGCUACCGUUUAAUAGGGCAUUAUGAUAUAUCAACAAGUCCGGGAAUAAUCAAGGAAUAUCACUAAAGACUUCUUCCCUUCUUCAUAUUUGCCUCUGAUUUUUGUUCUACCCCUUCAUCAUGUUAGCAAAUAUUUGUAUAUAUAGUGUCACAUGUAUGGGCCAGUGUGUAUAUUAUAUACAGUAGCAUUAGGAUAGUGUAACAAGAAUGCAAAUAAAUGGAAAGCAUUUCCAGCUAUACGA
This is a messenger RNA of Liolophura sinensis, 5814 nucleotides long. RefSeq lists its product as uncharacterized. The transcript is spliced from 6 exons. Lineage: Eukaryota; Metazoa; Mollusca; Polyplacophora; Chitonida; Chitonidae. Bases 390 to 2897 code for a protein of 835 amino acids. The record is from RefSeq and is a predicted model, not a curated record.